Molecule: messenger RNA, 1578 nt
Organism: Marmota flaviventris (yellow-bellied marmot)
Lineage: Eukaryota; Metazoa; Chordata; Mammalia; Rodentia; Sciuridae
Source: RefSeq, a predicted model, not a curated record
AUGGGUGCCACCACAUGCAACCAAACCUGGAAUCUCCCCUGCAGCAGUCCUCUAGGCUGUGGUAGCAGCAGUAGUGGCGGCUGCAUUGGCAGUUACAACUGCAGCUUUGGGGGCAACGUCACCAGAUUAUCAGAAGACCAAAGUUUGACCCAAUCUUAUGGAAUUUGUGAUUCUUCAUUGCUUUCCCUCAUGAUAUUCUUUUCCUCGUGUGCAGGGUACCCACUACUCACACCCAGUCUGAUCUCCCAGUGGGGACAAGCGGAGGAACUGCAGACAGUGAAGACAGAACUUAUCCAGGGCAUCUGUACGGAGCAGCACCAGGAAGGUUUUGAGUCUCUACUUAAUACUAAGGAAUUAGUUGCUCUUCAAGAUAACAAUGGAGAAAAAAUAUCCAAUGAACAGAGAAUAGUGCGAUUCAAAAGAAAUGGUUCCUGCUCCUCUAUUUCACAUGAAAACCAGGAGUUCCAUGGUGUGGAUGAUUGGAACAAAAGCCAUGAGAAAGGUUUAAGUCAAGUGGUAGAGAACAUCUGUGAAUACAAUGAAGAAAAUCAAUGUGGACAAAUUUCAAAUCUUAUGCCCCAGAGAACUACUGAAGUCAAAUCCUUUGAAUGCUAUGAGUGUGGAAAGUCCUUCCUGUUUCAUUCAUCACUUAAGAAUCACACCAGAUCUCAUGCUGGAAACAAACCCUAUCAGUGUAAGGAAUGUGGGAAAGCCUUCCAUUUUCUUGGUGGUUUUAAGAAGCAUAUGAAAACUCCUACUGAAGAAAAACCAUAUGAAUGUAAGGAAUGUAUAAAGGCCUUCAGUUGUUCCUCCCUGUUCAGAGCACAUAUGAAAAUUCAUAGUGAAAAGGCAAAGUAUGAAUGUAAGGAAUGUGGGAAAACCUUCAGUAGUUCUUCCCACCUCACAGAACACAAAAGAAUUCACAGUGGAGAUAAGCCCUAUGAAUGUAAGGAAUGUGGGGAGGCCUUUAGUUGUUCCUCAUCACUUUCCAAACACAAAAGAAUUCAUAGUGGAGAUAAGCCAUAUGAAUGUAAGGAAUGUGGGAAGGCCUUUAGCUCUUCCUCUCAUCUUAAAAGACAUAUAAGAAUUCACACAGGAGAGAAGCCCUAUGAAUGUAAAGAGUGUGGGAAGGCCUUUAGUGACUCCUCAAAACUCACUAUACAUGUGAGGACACACACCGGAGAGAAACCCUAUAAAUGUAAGGAAUGUGGGAAAGCCUACUAUUGCCCCUCCUCCUUAAGUAUCCACUUGAGAAAACACACUGGACAGAAACCUUAUGAAUGUCUGGAAUGUGGAAAAGCCUUCUGUCUUCCCACUUUCCUGAACACAUAUGUGAACAAUCAAAGUAGAGAGAAACCCUAUGAAUGUAAGGAAUGUGGGAAGGCCUUCAGUUGUCCCUCAUCCUUUAAAGCACACGUGAGAGAUCACAAUGGUAAGGUGCAAUAUGAAUGUAAGGAGUGUGGGAAGGCCUAUCGUCAUUCCUCAUCCCUCACUGAACACCUAAGAACUCACAGUGGAGAAAAGCCUUAUGAGUGUAAGGAAUGUGGGAAGGCCUUCAUUAGUUCUUCCUAUCUUACA